ACCACGCGGUCCACGCCUGAGCAGAAAUGAUGGAACAGGAUCCUGCACAUUCGAAAUCAAAGGAGCCGGAAACACUCACUGGACGUCUUCAAGCCUGAACUGUUGCAGAGAUAACCUUGGUGCCCACUCAAUCGGAGGAUUUGUGGAAAGCUUCUCAAGUACACAUGUAUGCAGGUUCUGUCUUGGAGAAAAAUCCCAGUUCCAAGUAACAAAACGGUCAACAGUAAAUUUGACUGUGCUGAGGGAAGAUCUUAAGAAAGCACUGGAAACAAAACUCCCUGAUGCCCCAAUGUCUCAAUUACCCAAACUCCGCAUCAUUCUUCAGGACCAUGACAUUCGCAAACUGGACUUGCCUCAUGGAAUCCCUGGGACUGUGGCUGAACUUGAAUCAAUUGUGAAAGAGACAUUUGAGCUUAACGGGAACUUUACUUUGCAUUAUAAGGAUGCAGGUUUUGGAGAUGAAUAUUUUUCUCUUACCUCAACAAGUGAACUCCAGGACAAGGACACAAUAAAGGUGAUUCACGUUGUUGAACCUCCCACAUAUACUCUGACGUUUACUGAUCUGGACAGCACCAUUGAAAAUGAGACUUCCAUCCAUACCUCUGACCAUCCUUCAGUGACCUCCAUCAGUCCUAACAGCAGUUGCUCUACUGGAUCGGCUGAUACAGUCAUCCUCUCAUCACCUGAACACACAACUCGGCGUUCUCAGUGUUGGCCUACUGAAUUUCCAAUACCUCGUUUUGCCUAUGACACAGAACUUGUGCUAGCGUCAAGAAAUGAAGCUUUCAAAAAGGAUGGAAUUUAUCUGGUAUUCACCUCAAUCCUCCAAGAUAUCCUUGAGAAAGUGGCUGAAACUGUCUUUCAGUAUGUGGCCUACCCAACAAAUGCACAAUUGUCUGAUGUUGCUUUAGCACUAGUUCAAAAGCAUCCAUCCCUUAAAGAGCCGGGAUCAUAUAAUGGAUGCUAUGGAUGGCUACAAAGACUAAAAUAUAAAAUGGGAAAUUAUAGAUCAAAACUGAGAGGGUUAGGAUGUCCUGAAGUUGAUGUGAACUCUAUCAGAAAGAAGAGAGCACAUGACCGAGCACCUGCAAAAAAUAUAAAAAAGCCCAGAAGGGCAGAGGUGAACUAUUUACCCCCUCACCCACAAGGAGAAACUGAAGGAAGCUUGGAAAAUGAGAGACUGAACCUGUUUGAUGAAGUAAACAAGAGGGACAACCAUCAGAUCAUCACGGAAAAGAUGGCGAAGACUUUCUCCAUUCGUAGGCAAGAAAUCGUCAAUGAAGCACCAGCAGUCAGUGACUUGAUAGGCCGAUGGCCUGCUCUUUUUGAUGCAGCUCAGAUAAAUGAAGAAUUCAAACGCAUCUCUACCAUUAACCUGGAGCCGACAUUCAUGGCCAAACUGGACCAGUACUCCCCCAAAAUAAUGGCCUUGGUGUCCUCAAAAGGAGGGGCUGCAAAAAUAAAUAUUCAGCGAAUAAAGAACAUGUUGCUAGAGGAUGAUUCUGUGGAAAUGAGAAGAGAGGUUGCUAUUCGUGCCCUCAUUGUGUUCCUGAAAGAAAAGGAGGAAGACCUCUUCAAAGAGGAUGAUGGGGACAUUACCAACGACCUGAUGAAGAUUGUCAUAGCAAGAAGUGCCACACCAUCUAGCGCAAACAUUGUGAUUGAGGGAACCGAAGUCCUUGCAUACCUGAAUGUACCCAGAGCCUGUGCCUUGCUAAUGGGGCUGAUCUACUCGCUCAACCUAAGCUAUCCAAGGGAGUUGAGGCAUACUUUUGAGGUAUUUCAAAAGAUAUUCCUUGAGCUGGAUGGUCUGAAAGCUAGCCCAAGGGUAAUGUCUCUAAAAAAUAAGCUGCUGUGCUAAAAAUGUGAAGAAUUAAACUGCUGUCAUUGAGUUCCUCAGAAAAUGUAUCAAUAAUAUGACAAGUUUUGUUGUUCAUACAGAAGUCUUGCACUGUUGGCAUGCAAUUUAAUUUGUUUUAAUCCAAUUCUGUAUUUUUUUUGUAUUUGUAUUGUUUUUUUAAGAAAAGCAAAAAGGUACAAAGUAAAAGUUCCAUUGCCUUACAAGUUCCUUUUCCAUACUGUAAGUUGAAUGAUCGGAAAACUAUAGCCCAAAGGUAAUGUAUCUAAAAAAUGUACAGAAGUCUUGCACUGUUGACAUGCAAUUUAAUGUUUUAUUAAUCAAAUUCAAAUUGUUACUAUUAUUAUUUUAUUUUAAGAAAAGCAAAAAGGUACAAAGUAAAAGUUAUAUUGCCUUACAAGUUCCUUUUUAUAUAUGCUCCUUAAGUUGAAAGAAAACUUAAGCUCAAAGGUAAUGUAUCUGAAAAAUGUUACUCAGGAAAUGUAUCAAAGUUUUGUUGCUCAUACACAUAUAAAUAACACUGCCUCUUGGAAUUGAGUGUUCCAAAUCUGAUUUAUUUUAUUAUUUUAUUUUAAGAAAAGCAAAAAGGUGCUUACAUUUUCUGCAAAGGACAAUGUGCAAAAUGAGGCAAUGUUUUGUUUUUUGAUGCUUAGUCAGACUAAGAAUGUU
Molecule: messenger RNA, 2527 nt
Organism: Alosa sapidissima (American shad)
Lineage: Eukaryota; Metazoa; Chordata; Actinopteri; Clupeiformes; Clupeidae
Product: sterile alpha motif domain-containing protein 3-like
Exons: 8
Coding region: 290-1861 (523 amino acids)
Source: RefSeq, a predicted model, not a curated record